Molecule: messenger RNA, 369 nt
Organism: Symbiodinium necroappetens
Lineage: Eukaryota; Dinophyceae; Suessiales; Symbiodiniaceae
Source: the annotation of a GenBank genome assembly
AUGGGCCUGAAUUUUGGGAUGCUGGCCUUCAACUCCAAGGCCAAAGAGCAGCUCGCAGCCAUGGGAUUCGAGAAGGGCGGCAACGUGCAGGUCUUCGGAGCAGCCUUCGCCGGCGGCUUCUUCGGCUCGGUCUUCUCCUUGCCCUUCGACUUCGUUAAGACGCAGCUGCAGAAGAUGAAGCCAGACCCAAGCACUGGAGAGAUGCCCUUCAAGGGCCCUUUGGAUUGCGCUCUGAAGACGCUGCGGGCGAGUCCACUUCGAUUCUACUCCGGAUUUCCGGUCUACUUUGCCCGCACAGGGCCCAUCUCCACCAUCACCCUCAUCGUUCAAGACCGCAUCAAAAAGCUCUGGGCUGCCCUUGACUUGUGA